CAAGGCCGUUGACAUGCACCUCCUACGAUCUCUUCGGCACUCGGUAACGAUCGCAAGACCUUCGACCGCACGGUUAGCGAGANCAUUCUGUAGCUUCCCGAGGCUCAAUGUCGUUCGUGGACUCUUGACCCAAGCAAGGGAUCGUGGACCUAGUGAUCCUCCGCUGAUCACACAAACUAUACCAGGAUACUUUAAAGAUGUGGUUACUCGUCAUCAGAACACGACAUUGACCUACGAAGACCUGGAUAUCCAGAGUGAUGCUCUUGCACGAGGGCUCGAGAGGCAGGNNGGAGUCCAGAAAGGCGAUCGCGUUGCCGUGAUGCUAGGCAACAGCGUCGAAUAUUCUGUUAUCACUUCAGCGCUAUCGCACCUUGCUGCAUCACAUCUCAUCAUAUCCUCGGAGAUUAAUCUGCCUUACAAAGCUCCGAAGUCAGUAAUGCCUAUACUCGCUCACCUGAUCCCAGACAUGAACAAGUCAAAAUUGGAAUCCGAGACCGUACCUAGCUUAAAACGAGUUAUCGUGGUUGACAACUCGACCGGCCGAGUAGAAACUGAAGCGCUCGGGGCGCUGAGCAGCUAUCUGGAUGUACUUCGAGACGGAGAGGGUGAGAGGUUGGUACCGAAAGAGUUGGAGGCGGAUGAGAUCGUUAAUAUCCAGUUCACAUCUGGCACGACGAGUAUGCCAAAAGCGGCGUGCUUGACACAUCGAUCCGUACUCAAUAAUGGCAAGAGUAUUGGUGAUAGAAUGUUGUUGACGCACAAGGACAUUGUCUGUUGUCCGCCCCCUUUGUUCCACUGUUUUGGAGCGGUGUUAGGUUACAUGGCGACCUCCACGCAUGGCUCAGCCAUCGUCUUCCNNCCCUCCGAAUCAUUCAACGCCGAGGCCACCUUACGUGCAGUCCAAGAGAAUGCAUGCACGGCACUUUAUGGCGUACCCACCAUGUUCAUCAGUGAGCUGGAGUUACUGGCCUCUGGAGUAGUGCCAUACGAAGGCUUCUCACAGUUGCGUACAGGCAUUGCAGCAGGCAGCAGCAUUCCUGCUGCGUUGAUGAGCAAGCUCCACGAUGUGCUCGGACUAACACAGUUGACGAUUUGUUAUGGCAUGACGGAAACCAGCCCAGUCAGUGCAAUGACUACGACCGAUGAUCCAAUGUGGGCUCGACUCGAGACCGUGGGUCGACUUCUCCCACAUGUGGAAGCCAAAGUCGUAGAUGCAAAUGGAAAAAUCGUACCGCCAAACGUACGUGGUGAGCUCGCUGUUGCUGGGUACUUGGUCAUGAAGGGCUACUGGNGGGACGAAGCUCGUACUCAGGAGGCAAUACGAUCAGAAGAAGGUACGCUGUGGAUGUAUACUGGUGAUGAGGCGAGUAUGGACGAGAACGGCUAUGUACGGAUCACCGGGAGACUCAAGGACAUGAUUAUACGCGGGNGCGAAAACAUCCAUCCUCUGGAGAUUGAGAACGCUAUCCUCAAACUUCUAUCCGUGACAGACGUCUCGGUGGUGGGACUGCCAGAUCCAAAGUAUGGUGAAGUGGUUGCAGCCUUCAUCAUGCCAAAGAACGCAAAUGCGAACGAGGAAGAGAAGACGCAAAUGGCAAGAGAGAUCAAGAAGUGGGUCAAGGAGACGUUGAGUUCGCAUUUGGUGCCAAAGUACAUCUUUUGGUCCAAGGGGUGGCCGAAGACAGCGAGUGGAAAGAUCCAGAAGUUCAAGUUGAGAGAGAUAGGUAUUGAGCUUGCUGAGGGUGGGCAUGGCGUGUAUACG
Molecule: messenger RNA, 1762 nt
Organism: Aureobasidium uvarum
Lineage: Eukaryota; Fungi; Ascomycota; Dothideomycetes; Dothideales; Saccotheciaceae
Source: the annotation of a GenBank genome assembly